AUGAACGCACGCUCCGAUCCAGACCAGAACCAGACAAUUCGCAAUGAAGCACACGCGGACGAGAACGAUGCCUCACCGGCAUGUAGGUUCGGUGCAUGCAAAAGAGCGCAAAGCGCAAUCCGGCUGUUCCAAAGAACUGCCGUAUCAGUGGCGUGUCCAGAAGAGGUAGAGACUGUGCAGUACAUCGCUCAGGUGCACGCGGAGGAUGGGCAGCAGGCGAGUUAUAAUCUCAGGAAUCGCACUUGUCCCGACGCCGAGGAGGAGACUCAAGUGCUGGUGAAGUCGACGCAAUCGGCAACAUCCAUUCAGUGGAACAUCUUUCGGUCACAGCUGGCCAAACUGCCCAAACUUGAUGCUGACAAGCCCGCUGCAAUGUCCGCUCGCGCCCGCUGUCAGUCUAAGCUGACAGAUCCUGAAGACGGGCUGAGGAACGUCCCCAAUAAGCAACUCCUGGAGUUAGAGGAGAUGUUAUUAGAAUCCAACCAGGAGAAGGAGAUGGCGAAACAAGCUAGCGCCUGUUUCCCUCCGGCCGUGCAGGGGCAAGGGUUGGCGGGGCAGACAAGGGGCAUGUGUGGGAAAAGGUUUGUGUACGGCUGCACAUGUGGACGGGUGCAGCUGGUGCUGCUGUGUCAAGCGGCAACCAGUGCGCGCAUUGCCAAGUACUGGUCGUGCGGGUGGCUGUGCGAGCCAUUUGACGAGGCCGAUGAGGGCCUACUGCACCAGCCUGCUGGGGCGACGGAGCCGAGCAUGGGUGGCAAUGUCAUUGUUGUCCGUCCCACGGCCUGUUUGAUGUCAGACCUGCUACAGGUCGCACUACGGCUGAUGACAUUGUGGGAGGCAGCUUCCGAUGCAGAAUGGUGUCGAGGCAACGUGGCCUUGAGUGUGGUACAUGCCAUGACGGGAGCCAUGAUGCAGCUGCCACACAUGAAAUGGUUGUACAUGACGUUUAGGUGCACAGCGCCACGUUGCCUCGACACCAUUCUGCAUUGGAAGCUGCCUCCCACAAUGUCAUCAGCCGUAGUGCGACCUGUAGCAGCAGGCUGGUGCAGUAGGCCCUCAUCGGCCUCGUCAAAUGGCUCGCACAGCCACCCGCACGACCAGUACUUGGCAAUGCGCGCACUGGUUGCCGCUUGA
Molecule: messenger RNA, 1134 nt
Organism: Volvox carteri f. nagariensis
Lineage: Eukaryota; Viridiplantae; Chlorophyta; Chlorophyceae; Chlamydomonadales; Volvocaceae
Exons: 8
Coding region: 1-1134 (377 amino acids)
Source: RefSeq, a predicted model, not a curated record